Aethina tumida (small hive beetle) is the source of this 1774-nucleotide messenger RNA. Its product is annotated as TAR DNA-binding protein 43. Gene Ontology annotation, cellular component: nucleoplasm. Gene Ontology annotation, molecular function: RNA binding. The transcript is spliced from 6 exons. Lineage: Eukaryota; Metazoa; Arthropoda; Insecta; Coleoptera; Nitidulidae. The coding region runs from base 130 to 1605 and encodes 491 amino acids. The record is from RefSeq and is a predicted model, not a curated record. Gene Ontology annotation, biological process: regulation of gene expression.
AUCGCCAUAAUCGCCAUUUUGACUGGUUGCAGGUCGAUCAAGUCGAUCGCCGUUCCGAAAGCGGACUGAAUUAGUGUGUGUGCGUGUGUGUGAAUCGGUGAGAACGGAGAAAAGACAAACAAGGUCGUGAUGUCGAUCGAAUAUUUACAAGUGGCGGAGGACGAGGGCGAGGAGCCGAUAGAGUUGCCCACCGAGGAUGACGGCACUCUGUUGUUGAGCACGUUAUCCGCUCAAUUUCCCGGCUCGUCCGGCCUAAAGUACAGAAAUCCCGAAAACAGGAUCGUCCGGGGAGUGAGACUGAGCGAGGGGCGGCUGCAUCCGCCGUCGAGUGGCGGAUGGGGCUCGCAGAUUUUCUACUGCGUCUUUCCCAAGGAGAAUAAAAGAAAGUCGGACGACAAUUUGGAAAACUCCACGGCCAAAACGAAACGAAUGGAAACGAAGCUGCGCUGCACCGACCUGAUUGUCCUGGGGCUGCCGUGGAAGACCACCGAACAGAACCUGCGCGAGUACUUCGAGACGUUCGGCGAGGUGCUGAUGGCGCAGGUGAAGAAGGAUCCGAAAACGGGCCAGUCGAAGGGCUUCGGCUUCAUCCGCUUCGCCUCUUACGAAUCUCAGAUGCGCGUGUUGGCCCAACGACACAUGAUCGACGGACGGUGGUGCGACGUCAAGGUCCCAAAUUCGAAGGAGGGACUGAUCCAGCAAGUGCCCUGCAAAGUGUUCAUAGGCCGAUGCACCGAGGACCUGACGGCCGACGAUCUCAGAGACUAUUUCGGCAAGUUCGGCGAGGUGACGGACGUCUUCAUACCGAAGCCGUUCCGCGCCUUCAGCUUCGUCACUUUCCUGGACCCCGAGGUCGCGCAGUCGCUCUGCGGCGAGGAUCACAUCAUCAAGGGCGUGUCGGUGCACGUGUCGAACGCCGCCCCGAAAUCGGAGACUCGAGGUGGAGGAGGCGGCGGCGGCGGCUACGGAUCGCGCGGUGACCCUCGCGGAGGCGGCGGCGGCGGCGGUGGCGGCGCCCACGGUCCCAAUAGGGGAGGCGGCGGCGGUGGCGGGGUGGGUCCCGGCGGACCGGAAGCGCCCGGCAUGUAUCAGCAGCGGUACGGAGGACCGGGAGGACCUAAUCAGGGCACGUGGGGCAACCAUCAGGGCGGUCCCAGAGGCAGUUUGGACAUGCCCAAUUUACAAGCAUUAGGAAUUACGGGACAAGGCCAACAGGCAAGCAAUCAACAGAACUGCAAUCCGCUGGGACUGGGACUGAAUCUGGGCACGUUACCGAUGAAUCCCGCGUUGGUGGCGGCCGCGCUCAAUCAGGCCAGCUGGGGACUGAUCGGCAAUCUCCAGAACCAACCUGAGCCCAAUUUCAAUCAGGGUUUCAACAACGGACCCAACAACAACAGUGGUAAUAUUGGCAACAAUCAGAACGGAGGGAACCAAGGCGGCGGAAAUAAUCCGGGCUUCCUCAGUUGGAUGAGUCAGGGCGGCGGCCAGAGUCAGGACGGCGGACAGUGGCCGCGACCGCCGCCCCAGCAGGCGCAGGACAAGGGAUUCCUCAAGUAUCAAUUCGCGGGACCGUGGAGGAGCAAGUCGGCCCUUUACGCGAGCUGACCGACGAAAGGCAGAUCGUCCUCGUUCUCGUCUUGUUCAUCGACUCGCAAGAACGACAAAAAUGCAACCCGACUGUGAUACUUUAUAUUAUAUUUAUUUUAAUUUUAUUUAACGAUGUGAUCUAAGAUUAAGUGUAAAUAAAAUUGUUUAUCGAUGUAUUUUACAUAUA